This is a messenger RNA of Pyricularia pennisetigena, 2175 nucleotides long. RefSeq lists its product as uncharacterized. The coding region runs from base 1 to 2175 and encodes 724 amino acids. The record is from RefSeq and is a predicted model, not a curated record. Lineage: Eukaryota; Fungi; Ascomycota; Sordariomycetes; Magnaporthales; Pyriculariaceae. The transcript is spliced from 6 exons.
AUGAGAACUUCACCUCUCCUCGUUGUUAAACCAUUAGACUUGAGGGGUCCAAAAAACUCUUAUUAUCGAGCUACUUCCCACAUUUCUUCUCUCGAUAUCUUUGGUGGCUCAGGCUCUGCCAUCUGCACAGCCUCUCGAAUAACCCCGACAUUUUACUUCUCCUCCGCCUGUUCCCGCCAGCUUGGUGGUGACGACCAAAGCAUGGUCAAGGGCUCCGAGGACAAGCUAAAAUCAUACUUCGCGCAAUCAACUGGCCGGCAGCGCCGACGAGACGGUUCAUCGCCGUCGGAGUCGCAGGCCAGGUCCACUGUCAAUAGGUUAACAGACUCAAAGACUCAGAACUCACCCCUUACGUCUCUCAGCUCAGACAGAGGCGGUCCGAAUGUGGACUCCAGCAAAAUAAUUAGCUCUCCAUCCCAACGGAGCAUAACAAACUCACGCGAAUCGCGCGGCGCAUUUCAAACUCUUGCAAAGGCAGCAUCAGAAUCAAAGGGUCAGCAUGGGGAGCUUGAUAACAUCAGCGAUCAUGGGUCUGACUGCUCGACCAGCAGUCGAUCCACGCGUAUUUCUAUCGCAAGCUCCGUCACCUCUGUAGCCUCCACUUAUCCUGAAAGGGUUUGGAAGCAGAAGAAGAAGGAGCUUGUCGACAAGCUGAUGAUACAUUUUUUCGCUUACUUCAGACCUUGGAUCGAGACAAAUUUUGGUAUCGAAUCCUGUAGCGAUGGCGAGCAUCAAGGUGGAAGUUGUUCGGAAAAUUCGCAAUCGGCUGGACAGGGUGGAACAAACAGUAACAAUAAGUCAACAGCCAGCCGCAAGAGACAGCAGAGACAUUCCAGCGGUGAAGGUGGUGAGAUGAAUCCAACCGAUGAUGAGGACAACAAAGGGAACGGCGGAAGACGCAACAACAAAAGGGCCAGACAAGACAAGGAAGAUGCCCAACAGCGAAGGUUCGCAUGUCCCUACUACAAGAACAGUCCACAAGCCUUUAAGAAUUACAGGACGUGUCGGAUGGGUGGCUUCGCCACUACGGCCAGACUCAAGGAGCAUCUCUACAGGAAUCAUACAAAGCCGGAGUAUCAGUGCAACAGAUGCCUCGAAGACUUGGGCUCAGAUCAAGAGCUCGAGAACCAUCAAAGAUUGGACAACGCAUGUGUGAAGAAAACUUCAAAGAAGGACACCCGUCUAUCAAGGGCACAAGUUCAAGAUCUUAAAGCCAAGAAACCAUCUUUAUCAGAGCACCAAAGAUGGGAGGACAUAUAUGGCAAGAUCUUUCCUGGAGAGCCUUUGCCUAAAAGCCCUUACUGCGACGGUGAACUUACCGAGCUCGAAAACCUAGGGGAAUUUCUGGACAAGGAAUUCCCCCCUCUUUACCGCGAGGUUCUAGAGAAUGAGGUUGACCUAAUGAUGGGAGGCUUGGAAGCUGAACUAAAAGACAGGCUUGUCAACAAGGUACCAUCGCUCUUUAGAAAACUCCUGGAAGAGUAUUGUCAUCAGAAUUCCCUCAACAAUCAGCAUCAUCGAGACGGGGACAGCAAGUCCCCAUUACCAAGAGCGUGCCGUGAUAGCAACACAAACACCCAUAGCACCGCAGAAAGCUACGGUAUGGCCGCGGAUCGUACCCCCCAUUCCAUUUCAGCGGCAGCACCGCCCCUGGGGAAUCAGCUAUCGAACAUUGAUUUUGGGCAUUUCGCCUCUGGGGGGCAGUUCUUUGAAGGAUUUCAUAGCUUGAUGGAUGAUAUUGGUGAAGGGUUUGAAAACAAUGGUCUGAGGUCCACCGAGAAGGUGGCCACCAAAGACUUCCUCGACUGGCUUGCGGGCGAAGGAGUCCGGCUAGAAGUUGGCCAUGGACAUCUUGAACCCAAAGGUGAAAACGAAUGGAGAUUCACAAACACGCGCGGCAUAGCUAAGCUGGCCAUCCUAAUCAGGAGUAAGUGGAACCAGGUCGGUGUGCCGCCCGAUAUCUUCCUCUUCUUCCAUCACACAGUCCUCAAUCGGGCGAUACAAGCCUUUGCCGCCCGCCAGCUGACGAUCAAUCGGAUCAGCCACGGGGACAUGGAAUACGCCAGCCACAAGUAUGCAACGCAGAAGGAGGCACAUGACAAGCACGUGUUCUUCUUGGAGCAACUUGCCGGCGCCGUCUUGAUCCUCGUUCAGGGAUGGUUCUGGGCAGAGUAA